AUGAGCAGCCUGCCACGAUCGUGGGAGUCCUACAACAUCGCCAUGAUGGCGUGCGGCAGCGCCAAGGCCUGGGAGACUUCCCUCGCCCUGCUCGAGAGCGCGAGCGCGUCGAAGGUGCCGGAGCUGGCGCGCGACGCGCUCGCGUUCGGCAUAGCCGCGUACGGUUGCUACAAGGCCGGCCUCUGGCAGAAGGCCAUAUCGCUGCUCGCCACCAUGCAGGCCGAGAAGGUCACGCCUGACGCUGUCGUGUACGCGUGCUGCGCCCAGGCUUGCAAGCAGGCGAAGGAGCCGAAGAAAGCCAAAGGGCUGCUUGACGAAAUGAAGUACCUCAACCUGAACCAGUAUUCGGUGGAGGACGUGCUCGGCGAGACCGAGUGGGUGCUGGAGGGGCCGGAGAUGCGGCAUCCCGUCCCGCUCUCCGCCCUUGCAGAGAUGGCUGGGAAGGAGGCAAAGCUGUACAAGUGGGUCGUCGAGAGGGCGACGCGCGGGGACAUCGACUCGGUACUGAAGGCGAUCGAGGACUUCGCAGACGACCGGGCCUGGCUCAAGAUCCAGGGAGAGGAGAAGCGGGCGCUCCUGGAGAAGGCGGCGGGCGCGAGCCCGCGGCGCGGCGAGGCGCUGAGGCCGCCCGGCAUCGCGUUCGCUGGCCGCCUGCGGCGCACGUACCGGCGGCUGCGCAGGGGCCGUGCCCGCCAGGCGGCGGACUCGGCCAUUGCCAGGCUGACCGCUGACAAGAGGCAGCUGCAGGAAGACCUGAACGCCAAGCGCAACGCCGACGAGAUCGGCCACAAGUUCACCGCGCUCAUUCCCAUGCUGGGGGAGCUGCUCAGCCUGCUCCUGGAGGCGCAGGCGGCACGCGACGGCGCGAGCCUUGGUGGCCCUGCGGUGCCCGCAGGGCUGCGCGCCGAUGCUGCGAUGUUCGUGCCGCUCAACCACCAGGGCGGCUGGCUGGGCGUGGAGGCGGAGCCGAAGCUGUACCACGACGAGGCGCCGCGCUGGACCAGCGACGCGGACGCGGAGGCCGAGCAGGUCUCUGUGCUGCUGGCGGAGCUGGACCAGGGCGCGGGACCGCACGUGGAGAAUGAUGAGUUUGAACGACGACAGCGAGCGCGAUACGACCAGGUGGGCAUUGAAGAGUUCGAAGGACUCCGCUUGCGGGUCACUAACACCAAGAAGCGCAUGCUGGAGCCCCUGGCCACUAUGCAGGCGUCGCUUUCUGCUCUGUCCGCCUCUGUCACAAGCGGGAUGGACGCGGUGGAGGAGAAGCUCGAGUUCCGCCUCAGCUCCAUGGAGAAGCGCCAGUCUGCCCAGGAGGAGCGCGUCGACCACCUCGAGGCGCAGAUCACCGCCCUCCAGCUCGCCCUCGGGGGGGUCAGGUCGGACCGCCAUGUUCCUCCUCUCCCUGCUCCUAGUUUCAAUCGCAACAUCGACCCCACCAUCCUGCUCCUCCGCUUCAAGUUCUCCACUGCCAAGGCCGCCGUGCUGGCCUCACUAUCUGAUUGGCUCUCUCGAGCCCAGCUGGAGCAGGACGACUUCGUCAUCGAGGGCGACCCUGUGUCCAACAAGUACGUGCUGCGGAUCAAGGGCACCCGUUCCUACGGUGCCCACAAAGUGCAGCAAGCCGUCGGGGCUCUUCGGCGCGCUGACGGUGAAUGGGAGCGCUUCUGCGUCGCAGCUCCCACUGGCGAACAACAGGAGCUGUCCACGCACCUGGACGCAGACCCCUCCGUCGAUCCAAUGAGCAUUGCAAGAGACUGGCGAGCCUCCAAGGACCCGAUUAUGAGCCCUAUCCUAGCCAGCAUGACCGAGAUUGACACCCCUGACCCCGCCCACUACAGCAAGGCGUCGGGCACCCUUAACAUCACUGACCGUAUAUUUCUGGGUUUUUUUGGACGGGUCUGCAACCAGCUGUUCUCUAGUGGCCAGGUGAGUAAGUUCCCCGAGGUCUUCCAGGUCAAGGGCCUCUCGGACCACGCGCCGCCGCCUGCGCCCAUUGCCGCGAGCCCCCCGAUCCCGCCCGGGGACCAGACACGGAUCAUGAGGAAGGCCGCGCAGAUGGCUAGGGAUGCCAUGAUCGCGAAGCGCCCCGAGUCAGUCCGCGAGCUGCACGUCUUUGAAUUUCUGCUGGCGUCGAACCAGAUCCACCGCAGCGAGGCCGACGGCGGGCAGUCUGAAGUUCGGGCCAGCCUGCAGAGGGAGACACCAGCCAGCACUGCCAAGAAGCUCCGCCGCCGCCUGCGUGCUCUUGCUUCGCGGAGCCGUCUGCGGCGCCCGCUCGACAGGCGAAUUUGCGCGCAGGCGUUCGACACGCUGACGGGGCCCAGGCGGCCGGGCACCCGCUCCGCCAUGGCGGCCGUCGGGUACCAGAGGCACUACCAGCUCCCCGACAGGGUGCAGUGGCCCCCGCAGUUCGUCGCCGAGGACGGCCUGUUGCUCCCAGGGGGCGCCCUCGACCCCAACGAGGCGCCCUUCGGCAUCACCGCGUGCGAGCUGACGGGGCGGGGCGGUGCGGGCGUCCCGCUGGAGUGGCACCAGCUCCGGGACGCCGAGUACCAGCGCGCCUGCAAGGAGUGGCUCUCCUUCUGGCAGGCCGUCGCGCUGGCGCGUGAGGUCAGCAUCGCCUAA
Molecule: messenger RNA, 2625 nt
Organism: Prorocentrum cordatum
Lineage: Eukaryota; Dinophyceae; Prorocentrales; Prorocentraceae
Source: the annotation of a GenBank genome assembly